Molecule: messenger RNA, 5047 nt
Organism: Lepidothrix coronata (blue-crowned manakin)
Lineage: Eukaryota; Metazoa; Chordata; Aves; Passeriformes; Pipridae
Product: neurexin-3
Exons: 22
Coding region: 611-4741 (1376 amino acids)
Source: RefSeq, a predicted model, not a curated record
UGAACUCAACCUUGGCAUUUGGGAUGCCAAGUUACAUAUGGCAGUUGAUCUCUUUUCAGGUCCUGCAAGCUCCGUGAGUGCCAAGCAGUGAGUUAUGGGCUGGGCAUCCACCAGUGCAUCAUGAAGAUUGACUUUAUUUUUGCCCUCUUGAGGUUCACAUGCUUUAUGAAUUCGCUCUCUCUUCUAUCUCACUGCCACCACCGUCAAUAUUGUCAUCACUUCUAGAAAACAAGAAUUUUAGGCUUGGACUUCAGCUCUGCCUUUCCUUACUUCUGGAACACCAGUAUCACCUUUGUGUUCUACCAAAACAAAUCACUGUGGGUUAUUUUGCCCUUCACAAAAGUACACCAUCUGGAGAAGUCUCUUCAUGUAUCCUGUACUUCUGAGAUAAAAGCCUCUGAGUCCUAAAGGAUAAUUGAGAUCUGCGGAGGAGACAUUUCCUCUUGGUCACGUGAACGUGCUAUCUCACUUUCCACUUACUCUCCCACUCUGUCACUCUUUCUGCUCUCCUCCUCUUCUCUUUGGAUUUAGCACUCGGUGUUGACUGCUGGGGUUCUCCUCCCAGUAGUGUGGCUUCUGUUUUUCUCCUACGGAAGAGCAGAUUGAAACAAUGGGCUUCACUCUGCAUUCUGUCUACUUCACCUUGAAGGUGAGUUUGCUGCUGGGCUCCUUGCUGGGUCUCUCUUUGGGUCUGGAGUUCAUGGGCAUCCCCAACCAGUGGGCCCGCUACCUCCGCUGGGAUGCCAGCACUAGGAGCGAACUCAGCUUCCAGUUCAAGACCAACGUCUCUGCUGGGCUGCUUCUCUAUUUUGAUGAUGGUGGUGUCUGUGACUUCCUCUGUCUGUCCCUUGUUGAUGGGCGCAUCCAGCUCCAGUUCAGUGUGGACUGUGCAGAGACAACAGUUAUCACAGACAAGCAGGUAAAUGACAGCAACUGGCACUUCCUGAUGGUCAGCCGCAACCACCUUCGGACGGUGCUAGUGCUGGAUGGCGAGGCCAAGCCGGGUGAGGUGCGUCCGCAACGCCAGUAUAUGAAUAUCGUCAGUGACCUUUUUGUUGGUGGAGUCCCACUGGACAUCCGUCCUGCUGCCUUGACUCUCGAUGGUGUUCUGAGUGAGCCUCCAUUUCAAGGAUUUAUCCUGGAUCUGAAAUAUGGCAACUCUGAGCCACAGCUCCUGGGUAGUCAAGGGGUCCGACUGGAAAUGGAAGGACUUUGCUCAGAAAACCCCUGUGAAAAUGGUGGCACUUGCUUCCUUCUGGAUGGCGAGCCACACUGUGACUGUUCAGCCACUGGAUAUGCUGGCAAGCUGUGUUCUGAAGAUGUCAAUCGUAUUCCAGGCCUCUCACACCUGAUGAUGGGUGAACAAGGUAGAAGUAAAGCACGAGAUGAGAAUAUGGCCACUUUCCGUGGUUCCGAAUACCUUUGCUAUGACCUGUCGCAGAACCCCAUCCAGAGCAGCAGCGAUGAGAUCACUCUCUCCUUCAAGACGUGGCAACGCAACGGGCUCAUUCUGCACACCGGCAAGUCAGCGGAUUAUGUCAACCUGGCCCUGAAAGACGGUGCGGUCUCGUUGGUCAUUAACCUGGGGUCUGGGGCCUUUGAGGCCAUUGUGGAGCCGGUCAAUGGCAAGUUCAAUGACAACGCGUGGCACGACGUUAAAGUGACACGCAACCUGCGGCAGGUGACAAUCUCUGUGGAUGGCAUCCUUACCACCACGGGCUACACGCAGGAGGACUACACCAUGCUGGGCUCAGAUGACUUCUUUUAUGUGGGAGGGAGCCCCAGUACUGCUGAUUUACCUGGCUCUCCAGUAAGCAACAACUUCAUGGGCUGCCUCAAAGAGGUUGUUUAUAAGAAUAAUGACAUUCGUCUGGAGCUGUCUCGCUUGGCACGGAUUGGUGAUACUAAGAUGAAGAUCUAUGGGGAAGUGAAAUUCAUAUGUGAAAAUGUGGCUACGCUGGAUCCCAUCAGCUUUGAGACACCUGAGGCCUAUAUUAGUCUGCCUAAGUGGAAUACCAAAAGGAUGGGCUCUAUCUCGUUUGACUUCCGAACCACUGAACCUAAUGGACUGAUCCUUUUCACCCACGGCAAGCCUCAGGAGAGGAAAGAUGCCAGAAGCCAGAAAAAUACAAAGGUAGACUUCUUUGCAGUUGAGCUUCUAGAUGGAAACCUCUACUUGCUGCUGGACAUGGGUUCUGGGACCAUCAAAGUCAAGGCCACCCAGAAGAAAGCCAAUGAUGGAGAAUGGUAUCAUGUGGACAUUCAACGAGAUGGAAGAUCAGGUACUAUAUCAGUGAACAGCAGACGCACCCCAUUCACCGCUAGCGGGGAGAGCGAGAUCCUAGAUCUGGAAGGCGACAUGUACCUUGGUGGGCUGCCUGAGAACCGGGCAGGACUCAUCCUUCCCACAGAGCUCUGGACAGCAAUGCUGAACUAUGGCUAUGUCGGCUGUAUCCGAGACUUGUUCAUUGAUGGAAGAAGCAAGAACAUCCGGCAACUGGCAGAGGCACAGAAUGCUGCAGGAGUCAAGUCCUCCUGCUCCCGCCUCAGCACCAAGCAGUGCGACAGCUACCCGUGUAAGAAUAAUGCAGUGUGCAAGGAUGGCUGGAACCGCUUCAUCUGUGACUGCACUGGCACUGGCUAUUGGGGUAGAACAUGUGAGCGAGAGGCCUCUAUACUGAGCUAUGAUGGCAGCAUGUACAUGAAGAUCAUCAUGCCUAUGGUUAUGCACACGGAAGCAGAAGAUGUGUCCUUUCGUUUCAUGUCCCAACGUGCUUAUGGGCUGUUGAUGGCAACCACCUCACGAGACUCUGCUGACACUCUGCGCCUGGAGCUGGACGGAGGCCGUGUCAAACUUAUGGUCAAUUUAGACUGUAUCAGGAUAAACUGUAACGCCAGCAAGGGACCUGAAACUCUUUAUGCUGGGCAGAAACUCAAUGACAACGAGUGGCACACUGUCCGGGUCGUUCGGCGAGGAAAGAGCCUCAAGCUGAUCGUGGAUGAUGAUGUUGCGGAGGGCACAAUGGUUGGUGAUCACACUCGCCUGGAGUUCCACAACAUUGAGACGGGGAUCAUGACAGAGAAGCGGUACAUCUCUGUUAUCCCCUCCAGUUUCAUCGGCCAUCUCCAGAGCCUCAUGUUCAAUGGGAUGCUCUACAUUGACCUGUGCAAGAAUGGUGACAUUGACUAUUGCGAGCUGAAGGCACGCUUUGGUCUCCGCAACAUUAUAGCUGACCCUGUGACGUUCAAGACUAAGAGCAGCUACCUGAGCUUGGCCACCUUGCAGGCUUAUACAUCCAUGCACCUCUUCUUUCAGUUCAAGACCACCUCAGCUGAUGGUUUCAUCCUCUUUAACAGUGGUGAUGGCAAUGACUUUAUUGCAGUUGAACUAGUCAAGGGGUAUAUACACUAUGUGUUUGACCUUGGAAAUGGACCUAAUGUUAUCAAAGGCAACAGUGAUCGUCCUCUUAAUGACAACCAAUGGCACAAUGUCGUCAUUACCAGAGAUAACAGUAACACACACAGCCUAAAGGUGGACACCAAGGUGGUCACUCAGGUUAUCAACGGUGCCAAAAAUCUGGAUCUUAAAGGUGAUCUCUACAUUGCUGGCCUAGCUCAAGGCAUGUAUAGCAACCUCCCAAAGCUUGUGGCCUCACGGGAUGGAUUUCAGGGCUGUCUGGCAUCUGUGGACUUGAAUGGGCGUUUGCCUGAUCUUAUCAACGAUGCUCUGCACCGCAGUGGACAGAUUGAGCGUGGAUGUGAAGGACCAAGCACUACCUGCCAGGAAGAUUCCUGUGCGAAUCAGGGCAUCUGUAAUCAGCAGUGGGAAGGCUUCACAUGUGAUUGCUCCAUGACUUCAUAUUCUGGGAGCCAGUGUAACGACCCUGGUGCCACAUAUAUAUUUGGGAAGAGUGGAGGUCUCAUCCUGUACACCUGGCCAGCUAAUGAUAGACCAAGCACAAGGACAGACCGUCUUGCUGUGGGCUUCAGCACAACCGUGAAGGAUGGCAUCCUUGUUCGGAUUGACAGUGCCCCUGGGCUUGGUGAUUUUCUACAGCUGCACAUAGAGCAAGGCAAGAUUGGUGUAGUCUUCAAUAUUGGCACAGUGGAUAUCUCUAUUAAAGAGGAAAGCACACCUGUAAAUGAUGGCAAAUACCACGUAGUACGCUUUACCAGGAAUGGUGGCAAUGCCACCCUUCAGGUUGACAGCUGGCCAGUGAAUGAACACUACCCCACAGGCAACACUGAUAGUGAACGGUUCCAAAUGGUAAAACAGAAAAUCCCCUUCAAAUAUAACCGGCCUGUAGAGGAGUGGCUGCAGGAAAAAGAUGAUGCUACACCGCAUCACCACUUGACUUCAAGACCCGUCACGACGACCACCAAAAUUGGACGACAGUUAACGAUCUUCAACACCCAGGCGCAAAUAGCCAUAGGAGGGAAGGACAGAGGGCGUCUCUUUCAAGGCCAGCUCUCCGGUCUCUAUUACAAUGGCUUGAAAGUGCUGAACAUGGCAGCGGAGAACAACCCCAACAUUAAAAUCAAUGGAAGUGUCCGACUCGUUGGGGAAGUCCCAUCCAUCUUGGGAACAACACCCACAACCUCUGUGCCACCGGAAAUGUCUACUACAGUCAUGGAAACCACAACUACGAUGGCGACCACUACGACCCGAAAAAAUCGUUCGCCGCCCAGCAUCCAGGAAUGUACUAUCGUGUUAUCAACUAGAAUGAAACAUUUGUUUUGAAAUCAUUAAAGAGAUAGAUGGAGCUACUGAAGAGACUCUAACAAAGGGCCUCAAAAAUGGUUAAGAGACUGGAGCAUUUCUUCUGUGAGAAAAGGCUGAGAGAGCUGAGACUGUUCAGCCUGGAAAAGCGAAGACUCAUGGGAGAUCUUAUCAGUGUGUACAAAUACCUGAAGGAAGAGUAUAAAGACAACAGUGGUGCCCAGUGACAAGACCAAAGGCAAUGGGCACAACCAAAACACAGGACUUUCCCUCUAAAUGUCAGGAAACGUUUUUAAUGUGAGGAUGACUGACCAUUGGCACAGGUUG